This is a messenger RNA of Spodoptera littoralis (African cotton leafworm), 1869 nucleotides long. Lineage: Eukaryota; Metazoa; Arthropoda; Insecta; Lepidoptera; Noctuidae. The record is from the annotation of a GenBank genome assembly.
AUGUUUACGAUAAAGUCAGAACUUGUGUUACUGUUCGUAUUUUUACUCGAAACCUAUUGCCAAAGACGAAUACAAGAGGGUAAUGAAGUGACGAAGGACAAACCGUAUGUGGUAUAUUUAGUGAAAGCACCAAUAGCUUCUGUUCACUAUGACUUUUGGCUAUGUGGCGGUGCCUUAGUGACCAGUGAAUAUGUAGUCACUUCUGCAGCAUGCAUCAAAGAUGUGGAUUACCUCUAUGUGAUAGCUGGUUAUAACAAAUACGUCACUGACGCUGAAUUAGAAACGGAUAAAUGUACUAGUAAAAUGAAAAAGAAAGUGAUUUAUACUUGUUAUCCAGAGGGUUAUGAAAUAAGGUAUGAAAGACUGGACAAAUGGGCACUGAUAGAUAUAGGUGUCGUUAAAGUUGAAUCUCCUUACGAUUUUACUGACGAAUCCUACAAGACUACAUGUUCCUACGUACCAACUGUGAUACCGGUUAGCUAUGAAGCUAGGUACCAAGAGCCUGGAACUGAUGCUAUUGUGUUCGGAUGGGGACAUUUGGUCAAAUGGAGAAAGGGAAGCGAUGCCAGAAACCAUAAUCAAGAAAAAUUAAAUUACGCACCAGUAAUGAUAAUAGAUAAAGAAGAAUGUAAAAAACAUUAUACGGAUUAUGAAAAUAUGACUGAAGUGAUAGAUAAGUACAUGAUCUGUACAUACGGACCGGGCAAUAUUGAUGACCGUGGUGAUCCAGUUGAACCAGGAAAACCCGAACACGAUGGAUGUAAACCGAAAGAGAAAAAUAAAGAGACAUGUAAAAAUAAAGAUAACGCUGAAAGUAGACGGUUUAUUGAAAUGACAAAUCUUCCGCUGAAUGAAACAGAAACGAAAAAAGAAAAGCAAACAAAUUCGAAACAAGUGAAUGUUUCUAAUGAAACUCCUUUCAUUAAUGAAACCAUUAUACGUAAAAGACCUCUUGUUUAUGGCAUUGAUGGUCGAAGACAUGGAAUUUGUCAGAAUGACCAUGGUGGACCACUAGUAACUUGGGUCGGUACCCACGAAAUCCUCAUCGGCAUAGCAUCUGUAUUUAAAGUGUCAGAGGAUUCUGAAUGUGUGGGUCCUUUUUUGUACACAAGCACGCAAUGUAAUGGAGCAUUCCUAGAUUGUAUUUUAACAACAGAUAAAUUAGUAAUUCCGAUUAAGAAAAAGAAAAGUAAUACGAGGCGAGCUGUAUGCAGAAAGAGACCAGAGGACGAAGGUCACCCCACAGUAGAACGACACAUAUCCUGGUUAUAUCAUCCAGCUGGAGCCGCUGAAAAUGAGAAAAUUGGUAGAAAUGGAGACAUAACAACACCUGAGCCAGCAGAAGAGAACACUCAACAUGCAGAGACACCUAUAGUAGAUAUCAAUUCUGAAGCACAUGCGAGAAACAUAACGCAAGAUUACUUGAAUGUGCAUAAACCUAUACCAAAUAAUCAGUUUGAAGGAAAUGAAAGAUAUCCAGCUAUCAAUAAUUAUGGGAAUAAUUACCAGUAUGCACCCAAUGGGUACGUAGCCAAUGAACAAUAUUUUCAAAAUCAACAAUAUGGAACAAAUCAUUUUAUACCAGCCAAUAAUCCGGUACCAAAUAAUAAUGUACCAGUAAAUUGGGGGACACAGAAUGGUAACUAUUUGGCUCAAAGGCCUGUGCCAAUUGGUAGAUAUAAUCCAAAUGUCAUGCUUCCGCCAAUAAUCAGAAGUCCAGUACCAAUGAGUGGACCUACUUUGACCAAUAGACGUCCUCCAGAAAUAUAUAAACCACCUCUUGCUCCUGCUUCGAUCCCAGAAAAAACCAUGGAUAGUCAAAAUCAAGAAUUGUUCAGAAUGCGACCACAAGUUCCUCUUCAUGUUUGA